CCAUUGACAUUUACACAGCGGAUGGUCGAUCCGCUGUAUUUUUAGAUCCAUCUAUGCAAAUUACAGAGUCUCUGAGAAAGUACUUAACUCCAGCGUUUAUUCAAAACCCUUGAAAAUGACCUUUAGGAUAUUAUCUCCAUGGCUUGCUGUGCAAAAAAAAAAAAAAAAAAAAAAUCACAGUAUUGUAGAGCCUCAUUUUAAAGAAAAAAAUAUACGGGAAAGUUUUUUUUCUCAGAAGCAGAGUUUAUGCAUUGUUUACAACAGGACCACUUUCAUUCGUGCUAUUCAGCCAAGAUCUGCUGUCUAAACUACACUGCUCAGUGUUGGGUGUGAGCCCAUCAAAUGAACGAUCCUUUUUUUUUUUUUUUCAUAAUUCCACUUUUGCAACAAUGCCAGAUAUUUCAGAAGCUUGUGAAGGCACCUUAAAUCUGCCUAGUCAUUUUUUUUACUCUUUAUUCAUUCUUGAAAGUUCCAAAAUUCCUGGAAUUCAAAUACCAUUAAGAUUCUAAACUGUUGCUAGGCAUUGUCAUCACCUUGCCUACCGCAGUGUUCUUCCUUAAUGUGAUAUUUUCAGAUUAGUGGUCAUUUCCACUUUCCAUGUAGUCUCUGUCUAUGUUGGGUUCCGGAUAGAUCCUGCUGAGGACUGAUCACCAUGGAUCCUCAAAAGCCAACUUUUAAGAAAGAGUUAACUUUCAAGAAAUCACCUUCCCUCAAGUCUUCGAUCAGUGGUUCUUCAGAUCGAUUAUCUGACAGGAAAAGGUCAUCUGACCGAGGGAGGACCUUUGAUAGGCGGAGAUCUUCUGACAGAAGGAGGUCCUCCACCAGAGAGAGCUCAUCUGACAGAAGACGAUCAUCUGCCAGGAGGCCCUCUACAAGAGAACCAUACUUCAGAAGGAGGUCAUCAGAUGAGCGAGGGAGGACAGUUGACAGAAGGACUUCUUCUGGUAGAAGGAGAUCCUCCACCAGAGAGAGAUCAUCUGACAGAAGACGAUCAUCUGCCAGGAGGCCCUCUACAAGUGGACCAUACUUCAGAAGAAAAUCAUCAGAUGAGCGAGGAAGGACCUUUGACAGAAUAACUUCUGACAGAAGGAGAUCCUCCACCAGAGAGAGAUCAUCUGACAGAAGACGAUCAUCUGCCAGGAGGCCCUCUACAAGAGGACCAUACUUUAGAAGGAGGUCAUCAGCUGACCGAGAGAGGACCUUUGAGAGAAGGAUAUCUUCUGACAGAAGGAGGUCUUCCACCAGAGAGAGAUCAUCCGACAGAAGGCGAUCAUCUGCCAGGAGAUCUUCUGCAAGGGAACCAUAUUUCAGAAGGAGGUCAUCAGCUGACCGAGGGAGGACAUUUGACAGGAGGAGACCUUUUGACAGAAGGCGGUCCUCCGCCAGAGAGAGGUCUUUUGAAAGAAGAAAGUCAUCUCUAAAGUGGCCAUAUUUCAGGAGGAGGUCAGCAGCUGGGCUGACCUUCAGAAGAUGGUCUCAAGUAUCAUCAGAUGAAGAAAGUUUAUAUUCUGAUUUAGAAGAUUAUGAGAAUGACUGGGAUUCAGAUGAGUCUUCGGACAUGGAGGAUUCUGAACAUACUUUGAGCAAAACCAUCAAAACAAAUAUUCAGAUGGACGAGGAUGGUCUAGGUAUCAUACUUAUUCAGAAUGGGCCUUAUCUCCAAGUUUCGGGUGUAGUAGACAAAGGUGCUGCUGCCAAAGACGGCAAACUCCAAGCAGGAGAUAUCCUACUCAAAAUUGGACACGCAAAUGUCUUAGGCUGGACCUUGCGAGAACUCAGACAGCUCCUGCACACUGUUCCCAUAGGAACCGUUCUGCAAAUCCAGGUUUACAGGGAUUUUAUUAAGAUCCCCAGCCGGUGGCAGACGGCCCUCGUAAACAUCCCUGAAUUAAAAGGACCUGCAACAGAAUUCCCUGCGGGAACUGAUCCUUCUCUACAUUUCAGCAUAGAGAGUUACGCCAGUGAGGAAAAUUGGACGAGCAGUGAAGACUCGGAGAACGAGAGUGAAGGGAAGGUUGAGGACAGCGAGGAGGGCAGUGAGGAAAGCUACCAAGAACCUGAACGCGCGAGAGCUUUAUCAGUGCGCGGUGUCCGUAGUGUCCACAGCUUCCAUGGUGUCCAUAACAUCCGUAGCUUCCAUGGCAUCCAUAAUGUCAGUAGCUUCCAUGGCGUCCAUAACGUCUGUAGCUUUCAUGGCAUCCAUAACGUCCAUAGUGUCCAUAACGUCCAUAGCUUCCACAGCGUCCAUAACGUCCACAGCCUCCGUAACGUGAAAGCUGUGCGCUCACUUUCCGUCGAGCCUUUGAUCCACCAACCCACAUGGAUCUCCAAAGACUGGCACAUUUUUGAAAGGAAAACCUAUACCUUUACCGUGGGUUCCGACAUCGGUUGUGACAUUAUGAUCCAUCAGGACUUUGAAACGGAAAGCGAGGUGGACAUGUCAACAUUAUACGUAUCGUCAUCCUCUCCGUACUGGACUAUGCCCAAACAUAAAGCCCCACCCUCAGCCUCGUCUUCUUCCUCCGUGUCGGAUGCAUUUUGGCUUGAAAAUGUUUCUUACGAACUUGAGUAGACGGGCCUCUGAAUUUAUCUUUGGCCUGGCCAAGAUUGGGGGCGUCGCAUUGGAGCUUUGGGCUGGAUUUUCGUUUGCCCCCGUUAUCCCCGAACUGGAAAUCAGUUUUCAUCUGUUUGGAGAUGGGAAAAUCUGGGGUUUUUUUUGAAAUGAGAAAUGCCCUCCUAUGGAGGAACUACCUUAGAAGGGAAGAAGAAAACCACAAUCAGUUUUCUUAGUUUCCGGAAGCCAUCCUCUGAAGUAUAACAGAAAGAGCUGCGUUCAGCCGCCUUUCACUUUUAGAGGUAAGAAUUUACUUCAAAACCACCACAAUGAUAGUGCUGUCUCUUACAUGGCGUAUAGAUCAGAGGUCUCCAACCUUUGGGGCACCAAGGACCGGUUCCGUGGAGAGAGGUUUUUCCGCGGACCAAAGGCUGCGUGGUUUUGUGUGCUGCCUGCAUCCUGCGGAUGGGGCUUUGCUUGUUUGUGUGGCCCAGUACUGGUCCAUGGACCGGGGGUUGGGGACCCCUGGUACACAGAAUUCCCUUUGAAAUAGCUAAUCCCAAAGCC
Messenger RNA from Crotalus tigris (Tiger rattlesnake), 3121 nucleotides. RefSeq names its product PDZ domain containing 9 (gene PDZD9). Gene Ontology annotation, molecular function: protein binding. The record is from RefSeq and is a predicted model, not a curated record. The transcript is spliced from 5 exons. Bases 653 to 2572 code for a protein of 639 amino acids. NCBI's taxonomy places the organism in Eukaryota, Metazoa, Chordata, Lepidosauria, Squamata, Viperidae.